GGCGACGUGGACCAGGUGCGCAUGACCUCGGAGGGCUCCGACUGCCGCUGCAAGUGCAUCCUGCGGCCGCUGAGCAGGGACGCGUGCAGCCGGGUGCGCAGCGGGCAGGCGCGCGUGGAGGACUUCUACGCGGUGGAGACGGUGAGCUCGGGCUCCGACUGCCGCUGCUCCUGCACGGCGCCGCCCGCCUCGCUCAACCCCUGCGAGAACCUGUGGAAGAUGGAGAAGCUCAAGAAGCAGGCGCCGGAGCUCCUCAAGCUGCAGUCCAUUGUGGAUCUCCUGGAGGGCACCCUCUACAGCAUGGACCUGAUGAAGGUGCACGCCUACGUCCAGAAAGUGGCCUCCCAGAUGAACAUGCUGGAAGAGAGCGUCAAGACCAACCUGAGCCGGGAGAAUGAGGUGGUACGGGAGAGCAUGCGCCACCUCUCGGAGCAGCUGCAACACUAUGAGAACCACUCGGCCAUCAUGCUGGGCAUCAAGAAGGAGCUUUCCAGCCUGGGCCUCCAGCUGCUGCACAAGGACCAAGCCACUGGCCCUGCUGCUGCCCCGGCUACCGACCUUGACAGCAAGUCUCAGGACACAGCUGGGGAGAAAGGCAAGGACACCAACAAAUACGGUGGCGCACAGAAGACCUUUGUCGACAGGGGCCUCCCCAAAGCCCCUAAGGAGAAGCGGCUGAAGACAGAGAAUCUCAGGAAGGAGGGCAGUAAGGGCCGAUUCCCCCAGCCCACAGCCAAGUCCCGGGCCCUGGCCCAGCAGCAGGCAGUGAUCCGAGGCGUCACCUACUACAAGGCGGGCGGGCAGGAGACAACCAAGGCUGUGGCUGAAAAUGCCCUCAGGGGAACUUCCUGGCUGGAGCAGCUGCCACCCAAGGUGGAGGGCAGGCCACCUGAGCCCAACUCAACAGAACAGAAUGAGGCUGCACCUAAGUCUUCAGAGGGAGCAGACGUGACCCCUGGCACCACCACCUUGGAUCCCACCACCACCUCUACUCCGGCUCCCACCACCACCUCUACUCCGGCUCCCACCACCAGUCCCCUGCCCACAGUGUCACCUUCACGCCCAGAAGUCCCCAGCCAAGGCAGAGAAGCAAGCUGUGAGGGCACCCUUGGGGCCGUGGAUGCGCCCGUGAGGCAUCAUAGCUACGGUCGCCAUGAGGGUGCCUGGAUGAAGGACCCCAAAGCGAAGGAUGACAAGAUCUACGUCACUAACUACUACUAUGGAAACAGUCUGGUGGAGUUCCGAAACCUGGAAAACUUCAAGCAAGGCCGGUGGAGCAAUAUGUACAAACUGCCCUACAACUGGAUCGGCACGGGUCACGUGGUGUACCGGGGCGCCUUCUACUACAACCGCGCGUUCACCAAGAACAUUAUCAAGUACGACCUGCGGCAGCGCUUCGUGGCCUCCUGGGCGCUGCUGCCCGACGUGGUGUAUGAGGACACCACGCCCUGGAAGUGGCGCGGCCACUCGGACAUCGACUUCGCUGUGGACGAGAGCGGCCUGUGGGUCAUCUACCCCACCGUGGACGAUCGCGACCAGGCCCAGCCCGAGGUGAUCGUGCUGAGCCGCCUGGAUCCCGAGGACCUCUCGGUGCACCGGGAGACCACGUGGAAGACGCGGCUGCGGCGCAACUCCUACGGGAACUGCUUCCUGGUGUGCGGCAUCCUGUACGCGGUGGACACUUACAACCAGCCCGAGGGCCAGGUGGCCUACGCCUUUGACACGCACACGGGGACCGACGCGCGGCCCCAGCUGCCCUUCCUCAACGAGUAUGCCUAUACCACCCAGGUCGACUACAACCCCAAAGAGCGGGUGUUGUACGCCUGGGACAAUGGCCACCAGCUCACCUACACCCUCCACUUCGUAGUCUGAGCAGGGACCUCUGCCCUCUCAGGAGAAGGGGUAGCAAUGAGGUCUGGGGGUUUCCCACAGUGAUUCCUUCUAAGGACCCUGUCCACAAAUAUUUAUUGGGUGCCAAGCCCCGGGCUAAGUGCUAGGCACGGGCCAUUGCAGCCGAGAUAGAGUUUCUUUAGUAGCCCGUGGCUAAUGGCUUCCACUCUAACGCUGCGCCAGAGCGCCAAGUGUUUACCUGCUGACCCCUUAGAGGUACCGGGCCUCUCCCUAGUUCACAGACAGGAGGUUGAGGCGCCAGCGAGUCGGAGGCCCCGCCCCCUUUGCAGAAAGUCUUCGUUGGGUCCUGCACGUGAGUUUGUCCACAGGUUCGCAGAGGAGGAGACUGGAUCCCCUGGCUCUCCCACCCUCUAGCACGGAGCCUGCCUUGUUUUCACGCUUUUCUCUCAUUUCUCAGGACCAUGCAAGACCCGAGGCCUUUGGGGAAAGUGUCUGUGUGGGGCGAGGGAAGGGGGCAAAGCCCGAGGCCUGGGCCUGCUGGUGGCCCUGGACCCAUAUCCAUACCAGCCCCCAGCCCCCACUCCUCCUCUGGCCUACCCCACCCCAUCAGCUGCCCAGCCACAUUCCAAACUCGCCAUCACUCAACCAGUGAGUAGGAAACACACCCUGAGAGAAAUUUCUGGUUCCUUUGCCAGGGCCCCCUCCCUUCAGUUCUCCGUCGUGUUUUCUGCCGUUCUUCACCAGUGCCGUCAUUUGUUUCUGCUGCAGCAGCUGAGAUGGCUUCAGGCAGCUGCCUGCCCAGCAGCUACUCCACCAGGGUGGGGAGAUGGGCCGGAUCCCAAGGCUCCCUCUCCACCCAGAGCCCUUGCCUUUGGUCACUUACUGCUUUAGCCUCCUUCCUGGUCCCUCUCGGAACCUGUGGGCCUUGACUCUCCUCUCUGGGCCUUUGAACCCACAACCUCUACACACUCAGGGAUCAUUCUAGGUCUGCCGUGAGCUAGGCCUGAGGCUAGGGUGGUACCAGAAUGGGGCAGGUCCCCUCUUGUCAUUUGGUGGGCUGGCCCAGCAGGCAGUGGGGGUUGGGAAAGUAAGAAGGUUUGGGAGAGGCGUUGAUCCUUCUGGUUACAGGCCUGACGGCAGGGGCAAAAAGGAAAGGAAGGGCUAGAGGCCCACGGAUAGGGCAUGUCCUGGCUUCAGAGGGGCUGACUGAGGAGGCAAGCGGGGACCACUUCACCAGGUGCUGCUGAUGGGCCUCGGAAGCCACAGACCCGGCAGCCCACAAUGACAAGACCCUCAAGACAGCCCCUCACCCAUGUUGGGCAGUAUUUUUAUCGCUGGGAAGCAGCUAUCUAAUCCCAUUGCCUGUUUUACCAAUAUGGGGAUAGGCGCAUAAAUGUCAUGCUGGGAACAGGUCACAUGCACUCUUGCUUCAGGAGAGCUUUCGUCUCAGAAAUCCACGGGGCCAGUUCUUAUCCUCCCUAGAGGGUCCCUAUGAGUCAGAAGCAGCAUGCUGGCAGUGGGUUUGGUUUGGGGUUUGGUCUAGAUCCUUUAUCCUCCUGACUUUGGGGCAGCUCAGCCUAGGGAACCAGUAGACCAUCUAGCACCCAAGGCGCCCCAGCACCUGAGAAGGGUGUUUACUGCUGGACUUUACACAUCCCCUGGACCCUCCCUUGCCACCAUGCUCACUAUCUCUAUACCAGCUACCGUGUUACUGAUGUCAGCGGCACACCGCUCCAGGCCAAAGAAGAGCAGAAGGCCUCCACGUGACGCAGUGUGUUUUGUGUAGAAUACAUUUCUCUCGGGCAUCGUCAGGUGCCCUUGUUUUGUUGAAGCUGUAACCCACCCCUAAAACGAAGGGAAUGAUGACGCCAAGUGAGGCCUGACUCAUAGUGGUAGACACCUCCAGCUCCCUCACCCAGUCGGCCACUGCUGAUCCACUUCAGGGAGCCGAGUGCUCUCCGCCGGUCCCUGGGCUCUGGGUGUGGGUUUGACAAGACUGUCUCCGCGAUAUCACAGCCCAUCCAUGGGAGGAGUGUUCAGGCGCAUCUUCAUUCAUCUGAAAAAGGGAACGUUAGUUAGCACGGGCUGAGCAGGCAGGACAAGGAGCGCCAUCAGAAACGAUGUGCCUACAGCCCCCAAACAUUCCCAUAACUCCCUCGGCUUCCAGGCCCUUGGAUGUGGUCUGUGGUGGGUACAGUGUCUUCAUCUUACAGGUCAGACCGGAUCUAGGAGAGGUUGAGUCGCCUGUCACGUGAUGCAGGAAAUGGAGAGGCAGGUCCUAAAGGCAGGUAUCUUAACUGUCAUUGCCAACUGAGCACCUGCAACAUCUAUUAGAACAGCAGUGGAAGGUGUAUCCUGAGUGUGCCCAGUGGACAGGUGAGAAAACAGGUGAAGAGCCUUACCAAAGAUCCCACAGCCGUUGAGUUCACAGCAGGUGGGAUUUCAGGGCUGGUUGGUUCUUUAGCCACUCUGUGAUACCCCUCUGAUGGCAACCCUGGAAGUGGCCUUUGUCUUAAUCCAGACAUCAACUGCAAAGAAGAGGCCCACGGAGGGAGGAGGGGUCAGCUUGGAAAGAGCCUUAAAUGCCUAGCCAAGGAGUGACUGCCUCUAAGCAUGUUCAGAACAGAGUGAAGUAUAAAUGCAGAGAGAGCAGCAAAUGCUCUGAUAAUUGAUCUUAUCCUGACUGACGGGAGGCAGGGUGGUCGUCCAAGGAAAGCUGAUCCGCAUCAGCUUUAUCUCACAGCCCCUGGGUUUUGAUUGCCUGUGUCAACAGCUCCUUCAAACAACGAAGGGCCUGGAGUGGCAAGGGCCAGCGUCUCUCUACUGACCUCGAUUGUCAGGGCGAAGGAAAUGGGGCUCGGGUGUUUCUGAACCACGGAAUACACAAAGGGGCUCUGCCCACUGCCUCUGACUCCUCUCUGGAGAGCUCCAGGCCUGGAAUGCAAAGACUAGGGAGGACAGCAGGAACUCCCUCCCUGCCUUGGAAGGUGGCAUGAGAGGUGAGGCCAGUGGUUUUCCCGGGGAGUAAUUUUAUGGCUCUCAAAUUGCCCCAAGAAGCUCAGCCCCAUCCCCCAUCCCUGAUUGUCUGCAGCAUUGGGAAUCACUCUGGCAACAGAAGGACACAGCUCUGGGUAGGAUUCACACAGCCCUGAGUUUGAAUGUGUUUAACAUGCUACCCAUAUGGGUGAGGUCCAGCAGCUCAGGGUAGAGAUGCUAACUCUUAUAAUGAAGGACAUGUACCUUAGUGAGGUCAAGGGGCAGCAGAGGGCCUGAGCAACACUCUCCUGGGGCUGAAGAGCCCAUUGUGUACAGGAACCCCCAAAGCCAGCAAUAUUUUCUCCAUUUCGAAUGAAGUCAAGCAAGCUGCUCAGGGUCAUGUACUGAACAAGCAGUGGGGCCCAGAUUUAAACCAGGUUUGUCCUCACCCAAACCCUAAACUACCUGUUGUUAAGAAUUUGUAACCAGUGUUUUCUUUGCUCUGACCACUGGGAAGCUCAAAGUCAAAUUUGAGAUCCUUUUUAACAACUGUAUUGAGUCUCCUGCUGGGCUUUGCUUCGUUUUGGCAUCCUGUGUUUACCUGACUCUGGUCUUUGUAUGCUCAUUCUAUUGUAUUUUAUGUAUUUUUAUAAGUUGCCACGAUACCUUUUUGCAACAAGGUGGCAUUUACCUAAAUAAAACAUAGUCCAAA
Molecule: messenger RNA, 5539 nt
Organism: Echinops telfairi (small Madagascar hedgehog)
Lineage: Eukaryota; Metazoa; Chordata; Mammalia; Afrosoricida; Tenrecidae
Gene: OLFML2A
Product: olfactomedin like 2A
Exons: 7
Coding region: 22-1872 (616 amino acids)
Biological process (GO): signal transduction
Source: RefSeq, a predicted model, not a curated record